Molecule: messenger RNA, 1665 nt
Organism: Sparassis crispa
Lineage: Eukaryota; Fungi; Basidiomycota; Agaricomycetes; Polyporales; Sparassidaceae
Product: FMN-linked oxidoreductase
Exons: 6
Coding region: 1-1665 (554 amino acids)
Molecular function (GO): oxidoreductase activity; FMN binding
Source: RefSeq, a predicted model, not a curated record
AUGGACGAAAACGUGCGGAAUGGAAAUUUUUCUCACCUUCCAUCACAGGAAGAAUUGUUCUCCCCGAUCCGCCUGCCAUGCGGUCGUACGGUGCAGAACAGGUUUGUCAAGGUGUCACUGUACGAACACAUGAGCGCUCUCUUUGGCGGCCCACCAAAUGCAGCCCACUUUGAAUUAUACAGCCGCUGGUCGCAAGGACGCUGGGGCAUGAUUAUGACCGGGAACGUGCAAGUCGCCCGCGAUCAUCUCACCCUGGGUAGAGAUCUUGUUAUCCCCGAACAUAUUAGCCCAGAGACACUUAAGCCCUUCGAACGUCUGGCCAACAUCAUCCACGGUGGAUCUGGGAAGGGAUCCGAUGGUAGACAAUCUACCGCGUCUCUCGCUAUCAUGCAGCUCUCACAUGCGGGUCGCCAGUCCCCAAACUUCCUUGGCGGACGCUGGCCUUUCAAUCCACCGUUUGGCCCUAGUGCUGUCCCUGUCGGCCGCAGAGGAAUUUCACGGGGCGAACAUACAACCACAUUCUCCAGGUUUCUUCACAAUAUCUGUUUUCAGACUCCCACUGUCAUGUCAUUAUCUGACAUUGACGACGCCGUAGCCUCAUUCGUGAGAGGUGCGCAGGUCGCAGCCCAAAGUGGGUUUGACGGCGUUGAGCUGCAUGCCAGCCACGGAUAUCUCAUCGCACAAUUUAUCUCGCCCAAGACAAAUCUUCGCUCCGACGCUUACUCCGAGCCGCUGCAUUUUUUGUAUCAUAUCGUGUCAUCCAUCCGGUCUCCUGGUAUGGUCCCCGAUAAUUUCAUACUUGGGAUCAAGCUCAACGCCUCAGACUACGUCGAAGAGUCCUCAAAUGGAACUGAGGAUGAACAAGCCUACUCUAGGACUGGAAUGCAGGAAACCCUGGCUCUAGAACACGUGAAGGAAAUUGCCCGCUGGUCAAUGGUGGACUUCAUACAGGUCAGCGGAGGUGACUACGAACAUCCAGACUUCAUGUCUGUGAGGAGUGGAUCUCAGCGCCAAGGGCUCUUCGCCCACUUCUCCCGCAACGCUGUGCGGGCGCUCACCUCCCAGUCUCUCGACACGCAAGAUUCGACGAGGAACGAGGAAGCUGGUUCUUCAACGGCACCACCCAAACCGCCACCGUUGGUACUCUUGACAGGCGGCUUACGCAGUCUCCCUCUCUUAUCGUCCGCACUGUCCCAGAAGCAUGCACACCUCUUGGGCCUCGGCAGGCUGUCUAUCCUCUACCCAGAGCUCCCCCGAACGCUAGCGGAGGCCCUAAAGAACGGAGACAACACACUCCUGAUGGAAUCUCCUCCAGAGCCCGACAUCCACGGACUCGGAAGGCGCAAGGUCGAAUUGGGGGACCAUAUAGCGCGGGUGUUCCUCUCCUUCCUCAUGUGGCUAUGGACGCUGUUCCCGUUCGAGUUUCCAAGGCUCGUCGGAGCAGGGACGACUAUGGCGUGGUACAUCGUCAUGUUGCGCAGGAUCGCGGGCGGACGGGAGCCGGACUAUUCGGUUGGGGGGUUGAGUGCAGUGUUGCGAAUGUGGUUGUGGUUUGCGCCUGACGGUGAAGCGGGAUCUACCACGACGAACAGUAUACUGGAUUCAUGGAUAGUGAUGGGGCUAAUAGGUCUGGUUAUUGGUUUGGCCGUUGGUAAUAUCGUAUAA